This is a messenger RNA of Dioszegia hungarica, 3579 nucleotides long. RefSeq names its product putative subunit of the Pan2p-Pan3p poly(A)-ribonuclease complex. Gene Ontology annotation, biological process: mRNA processing; nuclear-transcribed mRNA poly(A) tail shortening. Bases 1 to 3579 code for a protein of 1192 amino acids. Gene Ontology annotation, molecular function: protein binding; nucleic acid binding; poly(A)-specific ribonuclease activity. Gene Ontology annotation, cellular component: PAN complex; P-body. The record is from RefSeq and is a predicted model, not a curated record. The transcript is spliced from 15 exons. NCBI's taxonomy places the organism in Eukaryota, Fungi, Basidiomycota, Tremellomycetes, Tremellales, Bulleribasidiaceae.
AUGGCGACCUACAAUCCUCUGCAGCUCCUCCCGCUUCCGCCGACACGCGCCGACCCCAAGCCCAUCCCCUCGGCUAUCACCAUCGACCCGUUCUCGGACCUCGUCUGGGUCGGGACGUCCUCCGGCAGCGUCAGCGCCUUCUGCAAUCCGCUCCAGCUCGCCCCGAACGUCCGCUUCCCGGCGCACGGUUCCAGCGUACCCGGCCUCGGCUUUGUACCUGGCUUCAAUGCCGGAGUGAGGGAGAUCCGCGUCACGGACCGGGAGAUAUGGACGUUGACGGAGGGCGGUGUGGGCGGGCGGAAGAAGGGCGGACAGCCAAGAUGGAGUGUUACGGACCCAAUGAGGGGGAUGAGGAGUAUGAGUCCUAAUCCGCUCAACUCGCAUGAGCUGCUUGUGGGCGGGGUGGGGCAGAUGAUGCUCGUCAAUACAUCCAAAGGGGAUGUGGUACGCAGAGUGACUGAUAGUCAGUUUGACUCUCUUCCAGUGGUCCACCUUGCACCUCUGCAACGUACUGUCUUGUCUGCUCUAUCUUCCGGAUCUAUCAGUAUCCUCGAUCCUCGGACUGGUUUCAAGGCAGCUUCGACUAUGCAGUCACAUACCGGCGGAAUCAGCGGAGCGGACGCCAAUGGCCAUCUGAUAUGUACAUGGGGCUGGACACAUAUGCAAGGCCGACCUCUGCCCGACCCCCUUGUCCGCCUGUACGACAUCCGGAAUCUCCGACCCCUCGCACCUAUCAGUUUCGGUCCCUCGCCCUCCUUUUGCCUUCUCCACCCUACAAACGCCUCCGAGCUCGUCAUCGCUUCGCAAACGGGCACGAUGCAGACCGUCGAUCUAGGAACAAAUCCAGGCGGAUACCAGCAGCUCGACGCGUCCUAUGUCACAUCUAUGGCGUUGUCCCCUCUCGGCGACUAUCUGGCAUUCGGAGAUGCCGAGGGUCAGCUUCAUCUCUGGACUACACAUGAUACGGCGGAUGUAAACGGCGCAAAGCCGCCGUUCAACGGGUAUGAGGGCUUGAAGCCAGAAUGGCCAGACCAGGUCGACCCCCCUACGACUGCGCCAUUCGACGACUUUACACCCCUCAACAUCAUCGGCAUGCCGCACUACACCGAACCUCUUCUCUCCAACAUCCCUCUGUCGGAUUACGCGCCCGUCACUUCCCCAUUCUUCAACCCGCCAGAACCCGUCCCCGCGCCCAUCCUCGCCGCGAUGAAGAUGACGGAUAUGAUUGGAUAUGCGACCAUGCCCCGGGAGCUCAAGGGGAAACGAUACGUCCGGACUGCUCGGCCGGGCGCGGGAAAGUGGGCAACAGGAAAGGGAUGGACGACGGCGAGAAAGGAGAGCGGGCCAAAGUUUCGGAGCGAGAAGGAGAGGUUGAAGUUGUCUGGAUCGAGAGAAGCGGGCGAAGAGGAGACUGUACCCGGACAGGUCCCAAAGCAUUGUCGGAAGGUGGAGAUCAAGUAUUCCAAGUUUGGCAUUGAGGACUUCGACUUCGGCUACUACAACUAUACCGAGUACUCUGGGCUGGAGACCGACAUACUCAACUCGUACACCAAUGCCCUGCUCCAAGCUCUUCAUUACAGCGCACCAGUACGGGCUGUGGCGAAAGCGCACAUCUGCGUCGAGUGUAAGAAGGAGCAUUGUCUUCUGUGCGAAGCGGGAUUCCUCUUCCGGAUGUUGGAAGAUGCGAGGGGAACGAAUUGUCAAGCCAACAACUUCUCUCGCGCAUUCAGCGCUACGCCACAAGCCUCGGCGUUGGGCCUUCUGGAUACCGACGAGACGUCGAAUGCGCCUUAUGGAUCCCUUAUACAAAGCUUCAAUCGCUGGCUGCUCGCCACAUUCAGCUCGGAGGCUAUCGUCGACGGCGAAACAUUCGCCGUGCGGAAGCCGAGUAUGAGCACUCUUUCGCUCGGAUCGAAGGAAUCAGCAAUCGACCAAGUACUGGGAAUACGUACUCGGACGACCAACGCCUGUUCCUCUUGCGACAGUGUUGCGUCAAGAGAGGGUACUCUACAUGUCAUCGAUAUCCAGUAUCUCCGCAAGCCCCUCGAAACCAAAUUUACCGAACUUCUCCGCACUUCCCUUCUACGGGAAUCUAGCACCAAAGCGACCUGCGCCAGCUGCAAGCAAUUCGUUCCCCUCGCUAGCCGCCGCAUCAUCGACGGCGAGUUAGAGGAUAGUCUACCGGCAGUCUUGUCGGUAAAUGCGAUGGUGUCCACACCGGAGAUCUUUGGGCUGUGGCAGGAUAAGCCGACGAGAGGAGGCGCGCCGGCGCCGAGGUUCUUGCCGAAGCAGUUGGUGAUCAGGGCGGAUGAGGCAGGAGAGAUUGCGUUCGCGGAGGAGGGCGAGGGUUUGGUGUAUGAUGUUACGUCGAUCGUGGUCCAAAUUCAGGAGACGCCCGACUCGCAAGCUCACCUGCUGUCAUACGUCAAGAUGCCGAAGAGUGACGAGUCCAAAGGGGGAUGGGUCAUCUUCAACGAUUUUGCUGUUCGGCGUGUUUCGGAGGAAGAAGUUUUCAGCUUCCCGGCACAAUGGAAGGUACCCACAGUGAUCAUGAUGACCCGACGGGAUAGUGCGGAUAUACUUCAGCUCGAGACGCUUCCGAAGCAGAUGGGGACGGGUGUUCUAUUCGAAGACGUCUCGCUAGCAUGGAAUCGCCGACCGAACAUGAUCAAGCAUCAACGUCUUCAACCCGACGAGCUUCCCCGCCAGGGCACCCUUAUUGCUAUCGAUGCGGAGUUCGUCGCGCUCCAGCAGGAGGAGAUGGAGUUCCGGUCAGAUGGGACCAAGAAUGUCCUUCGGCCAUCGCACAUGUCCCUCGCUCGCGUAUCGGUCACUAGGGGGCAAGGGGAGAAGGAGGGCGUGCCGUUUAUCGAUGAUUAUAUCCUUACCAAGGAGGUUGUCGUGGAUUUCUUGACGGAAUUCUCGGGCAUCAAGCAUGGUGAUCUGGAUCCUAACAAUUCGCCACAUACGCUUGUCCCACUCAAAGUGGCCUACAAGAAGCUGCGCCUUCUGGUCGAUCUGGGAUGCAUCUUCAUAGGACACGGUCUCGCCAAGGAUUUCCGGACGAUCAAUAUCUUCGUCCCGCCAGACCAAAUCAUCGAUACCGUCAAGAUCUACAGCUCUCCAUCUCGUCAGCGGCGCCUAUCGCUCCGGUUCCUCGUCUGGUUCCUGCUCGAAACGGAAAUCCAGACGGCUUCUCACGACUCGAUCGAAGAUGCCAAGUACGCGCUUAUGCUGUAUCGAGCCUAUCUUCGGUUUGAGGAGGAAGGGCGGUUUGACGAGAUCAUGGAGCAGAUCUUUGACGAGGGGCAGAAAGUGGGAUUCAGACCGCCACAUGAACAUCGCACGUCCCCGCAAUUCGUUCCGCAGAUGAUGGCCCCACCUCCAUUUGCCCCGCCGAGACCGCCUCGCUAUCACGGCUCGGCACCACCGACGAAUGGUCAGAUGCUACCACCACCAGGUGGCGAUAGUUGGAGGAAUGUGCCACCUAUGGAUGGGAUGAUACCUAGAUCGUCGAGCGUGGCGAGCUCAGCUGGGGGAGGGGCCAGGCCAAGCAGGACCCAGAGGAGGCGGCAUUGA